AUCAGAUCUCAUCUCUUCAUUCUCAAAAAAAAAAAAAAAACAAUAAUGGCGAAAGUUGCAGGACUAAUCAAGCUUCUCCUUGUGGUUUCCGUUGUUCUAGGGUUGGCAGGCUACGGCGCGGCGCAAGAGGCGGCGGCGUCAGGGGGGAAAACAGAGGUGAGUGACGUGAAGAGCAACGCGGAGGUUCAAAAUCUGGGGAGGAAAGCCGUAAUGGAAUACAACAAGCGCCUGAACGUGAAGGUGAAUCCUGAGAACAAUGCGAAGAGGCUGGUUUUCACGGAGGUGAUCAAGGCAGAGAAGCAGGUGGUGGCCGGAGAGAAGUACUUCCUCACCAUCAAGGCCACCUCCGAAGACGGCCAGACCAAGACCUACGAGUCCGAGAUGUGGGUCAAGCCCGGUGAUGAUACUGUUCAUGAGAUGCUCAACUUUGCACCCGCCGCCGCCGCAUAAAAUUGAUAUUUUUGUUUUCUGGUCAGUCCGCCGCCGUGGCGUGGCGGCUGGUGUUUUGUUAUGUCAUACAUGCAUGCAUGCGCAGUAGGUAGUGUAGUAGUCCCCGGCCGGUUAGGGUCCUUCAAUGCCAGAGAUGAAUUGAAGAUGGAUAAAUAAUGCUAGCUUCAACAUUUUGUAAUGGCAUUGUUUUAUAUAUAUAUAAUUUAAAAACAUAAAUAAAAUAUUAACAUUAUUUUUUGACUUA
Messenger RNA from Ipomoea triloba (trilobed morning glory), 694 nucleotides. Its product is annotated as cysteine proteinase inhibitor B-like. The coding region runs from base 46 to 450 and encodes 134 amino acids. Lineage: Eukaryota; Viridiplantae; Streptophyta; Magnoliopsida; Solanales; Convolvulaceae. Gene Ontology annotation, molecular function: cysteine-type endopeptidase inhibitor activity. The transcript has a single exon. The record is from RefSeq and is a predicted model, not a curated record.